AUGACCAAAGAGUCCGAAGCGCCAGCUGAUGAUGCCAAGGUGACCAGUAACGGAAAAGAUAGCGCGGAAGAGGUUUGUGAAGACACAGGGACAGGCACUACAGAGAGGUCCGACGAGAUUUCAAUCAGCCAGCCCUCAACAGCCAACUCUACGCCGCUCAUGAAGUCUGCCUCCGACAUGGACUCACCGAUCCUGCUGGCACUGGAUUCUGGAAGCGGGCCGAAAUCGAAGCAUCCCAGAAGAAGUUCCUCCAGCAGUAUCAAUAUGGACGAUCUCUCCUUCUUCGAUCUGCUAAACCCGCAGAUCCUGUCAACAGAGAUCAGAAAACACCCAACGUACCAGCGAGUCAAAAACUACUCCUCAGAGUCUAUCAAGAAGUUCAACAAAAAGGGAAUCAAGUUCAACAUCAGCAAUGACGACAUGAAGCAUCUCAAGCUGGUGCUCAAUAACAGACUUGACAAACUCUAUGUUGGAAUCGACAGGACUAUCACCGCGUCCAAAACGGAAAAGCUGUACUAUGCAAGCUCCGUGUAUCUCAUAUUUUUCCUUGGCCUUGUCAUUGGAAAACACCCCGAAUGGUUUCAUGUGGUGUACACAGUGCUAUUUGCUGUCUUGAUGCCCAUCAGAUUCAUCACCUACUACAAAAUGAACUGGAACUAUUACCUAGCAGACCUGUGCUACUUUGCCAAUGGAUUGCUCCUGGUCUUCAUAUGGGCACUUCCAAGUUCAAAAAUACUCUACGUGACCUGUUUGAGCUUCUCUUAUGGUACGCUUUCGUUCGCUGUGAUCACUUGGAAAAACAAACUGGUUUUGCACUCGAUCGACAAAACGACCUCCACUUUCAUUCAUGUGAUUCCGCCCUCUGUGAUAUACGUGAUAACACACCAACUUCCUGUGGAGUAUCGCCAAACACGGUUCCCAGGAUCAAUGAAGUUGCAUAACUGGGAAAUAUGGAACGGAAUUCUGUACACGUCGCUGAUGUACUUUGUGUGGCAGUCCUUGUAUCAUUACUUCAUUACCGUCAAGCGCGCUGAAAAAAUCAAGAACGGGAAGGUGACGUCGUUUGUGCAUCUUCGAAAAGCGUUCGCCAAAAAGCCGAUAGGAAAAUUCGUCAACUCGCUCCCGGAACCGUUCCCUGUUUUUGCAUUCAUGGCGAUUCAAUACUUCUAUCAGCUGGGUACAAUGACGGUUUGUCCGCUGGUGUUCAAGUACAAAUACGUCGCGUCCGUUUACCUCUCGUUCAUAUUCUUCAUGGCAAGCUACAACGGUGCCACAUAUUACAUUGACUUUUACGGAAAGAAGCUUCAGCGAGAGGUCGAGCGGCUUCAAAAGGAGAUCAACGAACUCCAGUCCAAGGCACGUGAGCACGAGACAGAAGGUCCGUCUCCGACCACAGUGCCAAACUCUUCGUAA
Ogataea angusta is the source of this 1413-nucleotide messenger RNA. RefSeq lists its product as uncharacterized. Gene Ontology annotation, biological process: phosphatidylcholine biosynthetic process. The transcript has a single exon. The record is from RefSeq and is a predicted model, not a curated record. Bases 1 to 1413 code for a protein of 470 amino acids. Lineage: Eukaryota; Fungi; Ascomycota; Pichiomycetes; Pichiales; Pichiaceae.